AUGGACGAAAAUAUGGUAGAAAACGAACAAUACGAUGUCGAUAUGAUCGACUCGUUGGGAUUCCCAAUCAAUACAGUCAUAGAAGAUGAGCCACAAGAUACCACAGACGCAGACACGCCAACGAACACAAGACAAGUCAAUUGGAAACGCCGACCAGCGUUGGAUCCAGCCAACAGGGCGCAGAUGCACAACUUCUCAACAAAUACAGCUAGAGAAUAUAGAGAUCUACAUGUAAUGCAUCGCAUAUAUACUAUAUGUGAAAAUAUGGCAAUACAGGAUCCAGAAAGUAUAUACUCGCUCUUCCUAGAAAGACUGAAAAGCAGAAUUAAACUUGAAAGAAAUAGUGAUAGGCUAGAACUGCUAUCAGCUGUGCUUUAUUACCUUGACCAAAGGAGAGCUAACAGAACUGUAGUUGUUAGGGAUGUACUUGCCAAGUUGGCUAACCAUUGCCAAAAUGUCAACAUCAGGACAUUUGUAAAGGAAGUAUCGAACGUAUGCGCAGAACUCAAUAUCAACCAGUUGCCAGUAGUACCAAAUCUAAACCUAAUCAGAGAAAUGAUGGACGAACUUAUCAUUGGACUCGGAAGGGAUGAACCAAGCAAUGGAAUCCCAAACGAUUCCGGGCAACCUCCAUGUACACCUGAAGUGAAAAAAAUGAUAAACGAAAUAUACAAUGCUUGCUCUGUUGAUGAUGAUUUCUAUGGAUUCAGAUUUAUAAAUGACGAUCCUGCGGAUGAUCUCAGCGUAACUGAUGAUACUGCAACACAUAGCUCAUCACAAAUGCCGUUCAACAUAUCACCUCAGAGGAGAAGAAGGCUAGCCAUUAUACUCAAUCAGAAUUACGACAGGAUAUGUGAUUAUACAUUGAGGUUAAUAGCUUUGACUGAUAUAUACGGAUACCAUCUAAAUGUAGAUUUCUUAGACGCACGGUCGAGAGCCAUGUUCCAUUGCAGAAAAACAUUCCUGGCAUCACUUCUAUAUCUUGCUAUAUCAGUAGUUGGAAUAAAAGUACAACAGAGAUUUAUGCUGUAUACAUGGAAAGCGGUACGCUCCAGUUUCUACAGAAAUUAUGACACGUUACUACUGCUAAUUGGUGGAAUAUUGUGGAAUAAAUACAGCGUCAUUGUUAACUCAAAAACGUUACUAUUCAGGUUCUUGAGGAUCAUGCUAGAUAAAAUAGAACCCGCAGUUGUUCAGCACUGCGCAAACGCCGUAGCAUACGAUGUGAGGAAAAGAUAUGAUGAAACAGUACAGAGACAUAACUUGAUUAGGGAUGCUUAUUCUGCACUAAAUGCAUCGAUGCCAAGGGGAGAAGGGGAUACUUACGAAGUAAGGAUCGUGAGAAAUGUCUUAGGGCUAGGCAAAAUGCUUGAAGAUACUAUCUGGAAAACACACAACCUACCGGAUGAUUAUGAUUCGAGAAGACUAGCUCUGGGAGAAGCUCUUGCCGCUUCUAGGAAUGUGUUGUCUCCAAAGGUAGAUUGUAAUGCCAUGGGCUGCGUUUUCAGCGAGGGGGAGUCAUGUUCAUCCGGAACACACGAAAGUUGUGACACGAACGAAAACGCAAUCGAGGGCGAGGAGAACUGUGACGAAUGCGGUGAUGCGCAUCAGCUAGAAUUUCAACACAUACAUCGUUUAGUUGUCAUGCUCGGGAAACUAAUGGGACUGGCAGAAAACCAAUAUGGGUAUCACCGUGAACAAGACCAAAGUUUCGACGCCACUGUAUUCGAAAUUUUGACUUACAUCCUGGAAGCAUUGAAUGAUGAAGAUGCCCACCUUACUAGUGGAAUCAGAAUAUCUUGCGAACCUACCAAAGAAAGAUAUGUAGUCUUAUGGAAGCAAGGCAAUAAAAUGAAAACGACCAUAUUCUCAACAAGACGAUACGGACAGAAACGAGCCCAAAGUAUGGCAAUAGCAUUCAUGAGGGGGUUGGCAGCCGCCCUCAGGGAUCGCGAUGGAUAA
Molecule: messenger RNA, 1962 nt
Organism: Babesia sp. Xinjiang
Lineage: Eukaryota; Apicomplexa; Aconoidasida; Piroplasmida; Babesiidae
Exons: 1
Coding region: 1-1962 (653 amino acids)
Source: RefSeq, a predicted model, not a curated record